Molecule: messenger RNA, 1229 nt
Organism: Punica granatum (pomegranate)
Lineage: Eukaryota; Viridiplantae; Streptophyta; Magnoliopsida; Myrtales; Lythraceae
Source: RefSeq, a predicted model, not a curated record
AUUUCAUCAUCAUCAGAACGGCCAAGCGUUUAGUUAAGAUUUUGGGGGGGACAGUUUCAAGAAGCAGAUCACUGUUGUCGGCUGACAGACACCCAACCAAUGCCAUGGUCUCCCUCCGCUUUCCCUUCUCGUUUUCUCAGCCCCCCACCCCCAAGAAGCCGCCUCCUAUCUCCGCCCCUCGUCCCUCCGCCUCCAACCUCGCCCUCUCCGUCACCGUUGCCUGUGCCGCCGCCGCGGCGACAGCUGCCGGAGCCACGGUCUACGCCGCCCUCCAGAACCCACACCAGCAGCACCCGUUCCUCCGAGACGCCCUUGGCUUUCUCUUGCCCGCGCGCUCGUCCUUCCCUGCUUGGGGCUCACUCUCCUUAGCUGGCAGCUCCCCUCCGGUGGUCGAAUCGAAGACCGGAUUCUCGUUCCCUUCGGUCCUUGGCGGGUCGAGGAAGCUUCUCGGCAUCGGGCUGAGGAGGAAGAGCUUGUUGGGGCUCAAGAACAUUGAUGUCUACGCAUUUGGUGUUUAUGCUGACGAUAAGGACGUAAAUAAACUGCUCAAGGAGAAAUAUGGGAAACUCUCCACUGCCGAGCUGAAGGAAAGCAAAGGGGUCCAGAAAGAUCUCAUGGAAAGCGAUAUAUGCAUGACUGUCAGGCUUCAGAUAGUCUACGGGAAACUGAGCAUUCGAUCUGUUCGCAGCGCCUUUGAGGAAUCCGUAGGAAGCAGACUCAAAAAGUUCGGUGAAGGAGACAAUAAGGAAUUGCUACAAAGGUUUACUUCCCAGUUCAAGGAUGAGUACAAAAUCCCACGGGGAUCGGUGAUAGAUCUUUCAAGAGACCGAGGCCACGUGCUUCGCACAACAAUUGAUGGGAAGGAAGUGGGAAGCAUCGAGAGCAAGCUACUUUGCCGGUCAAUUCUCGACUUGUAUAUAGGAGACGAUUCUUUCGAUAAGCAAGCCAGAGAAGACGUGAAGCAGAAUUUGGCAUCCCUUCUUCAGUAACAGGAACUCAUCAUCUGAACUUUAUCAGACAUAGUAUCGGCCGAAGACACGCUAAUCAAGAGUUGAGUAUGCACGCGAUGUUUCGUCCAGAAAAAUUCAAGAAAGCAGAAUUCUUUGUCUUGGAAAAGCUUAUCGAAUGUUUGAGAGGUGUAUCUAUCUUCUGUAUGUUCACACCUGUUAUCUAUAUUCAUAUGGUCUCUUCAUCACAUGAACGAAUUGAAAAUAUUGAAAUUCUACUCA